Molecule: messenger RNA, 2201 nt
Organism: Dreissena polymorpha
Lineage: Eukaryota; Metazoa; Mollusca; Bivalvia; Myida; Dreissenidae
Product: TBCC domain-containing protein 1-like
Exons: 16
Coding region: 129-1826 (565 amino acids)
Biological process (GO): maintenance of centrosome location; maintenance of Golgi location
Cellular component (GO): spindle pole centrosome
Source: RefSeq, a predicted model, not a curated record
ACCUGAUUAAACACAUUCACCGCCAAGAAAUAAUUCUUUUAUGAAAAAACCCUGUUCGUUCGAAGAAUCAAACAGAUUAAUUAUUAAUUUUCAAAUGAACAAUUGAUAAUUAUUCAGCAUAAAUCAGAAUGGCAAGUGACCCAAAUGUAAGCCUCUGGGUGAAGGCUGAACCAUUCAGCUAUGGAGCUUUGCAUAUCGCACCACAUCCCAGACUCAACUUUACAAACAUAAAGAAGAUAGUAAUAUAUGCAAAGACUAAAGCAGAAACAGGGUUUCCAAGGCUCAGCUACUCAGUAUGGAGACAUAUUGCUUGCAACAAACUUCAUCUGUCUGAGGAACUGGCCUGGCUCUACUUCUCCACAUGCCAUCUGCUGUCGGAGAACACAUCGGCCGUUGAGAGGUUGGAAUGGGACCACCGCAUCUCUGAGGCCACUGACCUCAUCAAAGAUGGCAUGAAGAACAAGGUGCGAGUGGGGACCCUGAAGUUUGUCCUCUUCCUGUAUAUACAACAGCUCAAUAAGGUGUCUCUGAAGGCUUCACUUGUAGCUGGAGAUGAAUGGCCUACAAGGUCUUCUUCCCCUGACCUGGAUACCAGUGGUAGGAAUACCCCCAGGAAUAGUAACAAGGUGUUAGAUGAUCACAGUCAUAUGGUGUUUAUACAGAACAACAUACAUGAGAUCUUGGAGCUUUUACUAGAACAUGAUACGUAUGGCUCCUCCCAGGGAGACCUCAGCCUCACCCUGGAGGCGGUGGAGGCGCUGGGGUUCAUACUGGCGGGCUCAGUGGACCGCUGCAAGACCAUGCUGCCUAUUCAGGACAUUGCCAUGCUGCAGACCUUGCAACACAGGAGUGGCUACUCUAAGUUAAUGAAGAGCUUCUCCCUAAGGUUGUUACAAAAUUGGAUAAAAGAUUCCCUGGUUCAAAAUCCAUUUGGCAUCUCAGCAUGCAUUGCCAGUGGGCGGAGGCUGUCUUGGCCAAUGGGAGCAGGUGAUGACUCUAAGGAAGUAAAAGAAAGCUCAAACAAACGAGGUCGUAUUGCAACAAAUGCCCAUGUUGUACCAAAAGAACACAUGAAAGGGAACAAAAUAAUCAUCAUGAGUCAAGUUGGCAAGCAGACAAUAUCAAGGAGCUCAAGCACUCUAGAAAACAGCAGUGUCAAGAUCCAUAGAUGUCACUCUGCCUUCCUCUACUUGCUUGCUCCACUAAGAUCUGUUACCAUAGAGAAGUGUCACAAUACCACAGUGAUAUUGGGUCCUGUGGAAACCCAUGUAUACCUCAGCCACUGUGAAUCUGUCACGCUAAUUGCUUGCACAAGAAUGGUGACAGUAAGUUCCUGUACGCUGUGCAAUCUAUACCUGCUUACCCCAAACCCGCCUGUUGUACUCAGUGGAAAUGACUCCAUACGCCUGGCACCCUACCACACCUACUAUCCGAAAUUGGAGGAACACAUGGCAGAAGUGGGAAUUGGAGCUGCCAUGAACAUGUGGGACCAUCCAUUGUGUAUCGGUCCGGACCACAAAGAGGAUGCACCAGUCUGGGAGCUUCUUCCGCCAAGUGACUUCUUUACGUUCAACAUUCCGUUUGAAAUGGAGGGCGCCACCAAGGAGAUUCCAGGGGGUCUUCCAAGCAAGUACCACCGUGCCAUUGCUCAUCGUAGUCGGCAGAUUGACUCCUGGCAGAAGACUGUUAAAGAGGCAGGGUUGUCACGGGAACAGCGGAAGCAGUUCCAGGCAUUGGUGGAGAGCCAGUUUCACCUGUGGUUGUCUGAAUCAGGACAUAAACGUGAGCUGGACAAUCUGGCUGUUCCCCAGGCUGCAAAGCAUUGAACUGAGACUUCUUAGUUAAUUUGUGUUCUUUUCUGAAGUAUGUAAUAGUGUUUUGAUUAUGUCCUUAAGUAUUGUUCAAUUUUUUCUUUGCUUCACCUAGAUAGUUUAUGUUACAAAGCUAGUUGUUUUUAAUCAAAGUGUUACUUAAAAUUAUAUUUAUACAGUUUGUUUCUUUUCAUUUUGUAAAGAAUUGACACGAGUAUAUUAAAACAGUUUUUUUUAGAAAUGACAGCUUUGUGAAUGAUAAUGCUAAUAGUCAUCAGAACUGUUAUAAGAUGGAAGUAACAUGUUUUAUGUGGAGUGUGUUUCCUAUUUAUUGGAUUGGUAAAAGCCCUUUAAAUAUGUAUAAUUGUCGAAAUAAAUGUGCCAUUCAAA